This is a messenger RNA of Cuculus canorus (common cuckoo), 2120 nucleotides long. It is a transcript of the gene PIMREG, whose product is annotated as PICALM interacting mitotic regulator. The transcript has 5 exons. Bases 444 to 1283 code for a protein of 279 amino acids. The record is from RefSeq and is a predicted model, not a curated record. Lineage: Eukaryota; Metazoa; Chordata; Aves; Cuculiformes; Cuculidae.
GCAGCCAAUGGUGGUGGCGGAGCGCGCGGCGCGUCGUUCAAAGCGGCGGUGGCGGAGGGCUCUCUCCGCUGCUCAGCGCGCGGUGAAUCCCGCGGAGCGCAGCGCUUCCUUCCGCGUCUCCUCCCGCGUCUCCUUCCGCCGAGGCCCCCCCGCCCCCGAUCUUGAGGGAGACGCCGUGCCGCCACGCGUUAAUUGCAGGUAAAUAACCGAAACGCCUUCAGGGACGAAAGAUUGUGGCAAAAGUGUUGUUUUCCGGCACAAAUAAGGGCGUUUGUAGGAAAAGGAGGAGGCGAGGGGGGCGCCAGGCUCUUCUCCCAAGGAACAAGGGGCAGAAGGAGAGGAAUCGGCCUCAAGUUGCACCAGGAGGGGUUAAACUGGAUAUUAACAGAGAGUUCUUCACUUGGAGUGGAGAAGAAAUAAGCUUGACCAAGAACUGGAACAAGAUGGCAUCUGUGCUCCAAAAUGUCAAGGCAACAAUGGCCUGGCGGAAACACCAGCUUCUAGCUGACUUUGAUGAGAAUGAGAGCCCUGUCCCUGACAAAUUCAGGACAAGGGCUGCUUUGAGUUCCCUCAAUACCAUUCGCAUGUCUCUGAGGAAGCGAAUACCGCUGAAGCAAGUAGAGCUGAAUUGUCAUAAGAGCCCAACUUGGGAAAAUCUGGAAGCAAGACAGAAACGCCACACUCUUCAGAGUAUUAAAAGAACAGCAAAAAAUGCUUUUGGAACAGUGUCCCAGAAAAUACAGAAGUCUUGCCAAAGCCCAGUACGCUCAAUGGUGACCUUUCCACCUGAAUCAAUCAGCAGAAGCGGUGCAACCAGUUCUACAAAGAAAAGAAGUACUGGGCCUCGAACCCCUUGCCGUAAGAAGAGUGCAGCCAGUUCCAAAAGCACCCCACGAUCCAGCAAAAGAGCCUCGCUUGGGCCAACAAGGGUGUCAGAACAUGGAGAACGGAGGGGGUUCUCAUCCUGGCUUGAUAAAGAUUCCGUCUCUCUCCGAAGAUCAAGAAGAGCAGCAGCACUGAAAAGCCCUUAUUCAUCACCUGCUUCUGCCAGUAGAAAGAUAGAGUUUGACUGCGAGUUGGAGCUGAUCUCCUCAGGGAUUUGCCAACUGAAGCGGUUCUCCCAGGCAUUUGAUGAUGCCAUUGCGGAAGAGGAAAGGCAACACGCCAUAUCAAACUACUACCAUCUAAUGGCACAGAACUUCCAGUCUGCACGUCAAACUCGGAAACUUUCCCAAGCUCUCAGAAGGCGAGCAAAGAAACUCCACCAAGUGCUUGGUACUUAGGCAGGGAUGGCUGUAAAUAUUGUUAGUUUAUGUGCGUAUAUAAAGGAGAGCUGAGGUGCACUCUGUACAUUGUAGAAAUCAUUACAUUUUAUAAUAUUUCUUGACAAAGCGGCUCAGUUCUUCCCUUCCCUUGCUUGAGGAGAAUCAAAAUUGUACCAGAGUGUAAUAUCUCCUGCUGAGGUGAGGGACCAUCUUAAGUUCUUCGAAACUUAGGUUGAACUGACCAGUAGGAGUGGCCAGAACACAAGCCGCGGACUUACGAAGGGCGAUCACAGGUAACGGCAGUAGCUAGACUUGUAUCUAAUUGCCAUAAGUUUUAGUAUAAGUACUUUGCCUGCUAGAAGUACUGGGGUAUUAUUUUGAAAGCCUGGAUUUUUUUUUUUAAGCAUCAGGUUUAUCUGGAAGUUAAUUAAAUAGUGGCUUGUUUGCGUUCCGAGCACAACUGCCAUUCCAAGGCAGCAGGGUUCUGUGGUGUCACUAAUACCACAUGAGGAGCCACAUUAGGAUUCUUAAGGAUUGCUAUUAGAUUAGCCUAACUAAUCCUGUUUUAAGUAACUUUGUCACUUCUUGCUGCUGCUUUAAACAGCAUCUUGGCAGCUGACUAAACACUACUGUUGUAUUACAUAUCUGUCUUUUUGUUAUACCCAGAAAUUGGUUUCUACAAUUAAUGUAACCUCUCACAACUAUUAUAUUGGCUAAUAUCACACUGCAAGUAUUUUAUUUGAAGUACGCUAAUCAUUUCAUACUGUAUUUUGCUUAUAUUAUUAGUUUUCAAAAGUAACUUUCAUUUGAUGAGCCUUUUUGGUAGGUGAUUCAAGUAAUAAGAGUUUAGUCUGU